GGAACUUCUUCCGAGAUACUUGACGUGCCUUCACAAUUCCUAAAGCAGCAUGGUGUCGCUAAUCGCCACGAGCUCUGAUUCGCGUGGCCUCAGCGCGAGGUGUUAAAAGCUGAUAGUCUUUUGACGGUUUGCUGUGUGUGACAUGAGGAAUGAUUGAUGGGUUCUAGCCUCGAGCUCGGUGCACAACCCUUCCCCAGACGUUGCCUAGGAAUCCAGGUCUGAGUGCACUCGUUUUUCUGUUGAGAUUAUGCACACUGGAAUCGCUGCGCAUGUGCUCUUUUCGAUAGUUAUGCUUAACCCGUAGGUUGCCCAAUUGGCAAUUUCUCUUCAGCUUCGCUCUUUUGUUUUUCUUUUGCAAUUCGUGGAAUGGCAAGCACUUCCAUCGUGGCUGGUACUGCGAGCACUUACCAUCAUGAGUGCUCCCUUGUACAUUCUUCUCCCCGAUUCCAAAGGCAGGGUAGAUUACUUCGGUUUGGGAGCUGCUUCCAAAUUAUUCACACACGUGGUGUUACAAGAUUCUUGACGAAGGCAUCCGAAUUGGGUACAAGUCUGAGUUCUCUGGCAGCUGUGGAGUUGUCACCUUCAUUUCGGCAGUCGUGGUGGUUCCAUCCUUUGCCUUGCAGAUGCCAGACUAGGUCGUUCGAUCAUUCGUUUGCUAGGAAUCUUAGAAUACGAGCUACAGGUGUAAGGGAUGCGACACCAGAUACCGCGACGAAUGAUGCCAUCUUGGACAAUGUAUUAGGUCUUGUAGGUAAUACACCAAUGGUUUAUCUGAACAGGGUUUCCUCCAAUUGUUGUGCCAAAAUUGCUUGCAAAUUGGAGGCUCUUGGGCCCUGUAGGAGUGUGAAAGAUCGAAUCGCGUUGGCCAUGGUUGAAGACGCAGAGAGACGGGGUUUAAUCAAGCCUGGAGUCAGUACAUUGAUAGAACCAACGAGUGGGAAUACGGGCAUUGGCCUUGCUUUUGUCUGUGCGUCCAAAGGCUACAAGCUUAUCCUUACGAUGCCGGAGGAUCAGAGCAUGGAGCGUCGCAUCCUCGUGCAAGCAUUCGGAGGCCAGGUUGUGACGACACCAGCUAAGAGCUCAAUGACAGGCGCUAUACUGAAAGCUGAAGCGUUAUGCAGAGAGAUUCCCAAUGCUUACAUCCUUCAGCAAUUUAGGAAUCCAGCCAAUCCUCGUGUGCAUUUUGAAACAACAGGACCAGAAAUUUGGCGAGACACGUGUGGCAAGGUAGACUUCCUUAUUUCCGGGGUGGGUACAGGUGGCACUAUCACUGGUUGCGGAGAGUAUCUUAAAAGUAAAAACGACCAGAUCAAGAUCGUUGGAGUAGAGCCUGCGGAGUCUGCUGUUCUUUCAGGUGGGCAACCCGGGUACCACCAAAUCCAAGGAAUCGGUGCAGGUUUCAUUCCUGCAGUCCUUAAUGUCAACAUUCUUGAUGAAGUUUUUGAGGUGCUUAGCCGAGACGCAAUCCUCAUGGCGAGGAGGCUACAUCUUGAGGAGGGUCUGAUGGUGGGUAUCUCAUCGGGCGCUGCUGCUUUUGCUUCAGUUCAAAUCGGCCAACGACCUGAAAACGAGGGCAAGCUUUUAGUGGUGAUCUAUCUUCACCAUUACAUGCGUGCUGCCAAGUUUUGGAGAACGUUACCUAUCAACGCCUCUCUUUCAGCAUAUUCGGAAGGCUAACAUGGAGGAUGAUAAAACAUUCAACACAGCUUGCCUGCUGAAGACAACAUGAGUAUGCUGGUGAAGUUGUGCACGAGUUGAAAUAGUAAGAGAGCUGGGAACGAGCUACUGUCUUGAAAAUCUCGAGAUCAGCCUUGUCUCAAGUUGCUUUCAUCUCUUAUUGCAGAGAAACCGCUCAUGUCCAGAUCAUGACACGCUUGUAUGAUAUGUUCAUAUGAUUGAUACCUAGAUCUUCCAAUUUGCAUGGCAUAGGUGCUGCUGGACGUGAGGAACGGGGUUGUCAUGGUGCUAUCCUCCUGAAUAGAUUUUCGUGAAUUCAAAGAAAGGUAGUGGAAGCAUAGUAUGAUUUAUAUUUACAAAGGUUUGAUUUGAGAAACAAAUUUGAUCUCUUAAAAUCAGAAUGCAUCAAAUGUGAUCGCAACAUGAAUAAUUCCAGUUCUAAUCUUUAUUAUUACUA
Messenger RNA from Physcomitrium patens, 2134 nucleotides. RefSeq names its product cysteine synthase. NCBI's taxonomy places the organism in Eukaryota, Viridiplantae, Streptophyta, Bryopsida, Funariales, Funariaceae. The record is from RefSeq and is a predicted model, not a curated record. Gene Ontology annotation, molecular function: cysteine synthase activity.